Molecule: messenger RNA, 372 nt
Organism: Aspergillus uvarum CBS 121591
Lineage: Eukaryota; Fungi; Ascomycota; Eurotiomycetes; Eurotiales; Aspergillaceae
Product: ankyrin repeat domain-containing protein
Exons: 1
Biological process (GO): regulation of gene expression
Cellular component (GO): nucleus
Molecular function (GO): protein binding
Source: RefSeq, a predicted model, not a curated record
UUUGGCCGGACACCACUUUCCCUGGCAGUUGGAAAUGGCCACGAGGUAGUGGUCAAGCUUCUGCUUGCAACAGAGCAGGUGGAUAUCAACUUUGCGGAUCGAUCUGGCCAGACACCAUUUUCCCUGGCAGUUCAAUGGGGCCACGAGGCAGUGGUCAAGCUUCUGCUUGCAACAGAGCAGGUGGAUAUCAACUUUCCAGAUCGAUCUGGCCGGACACCACUUUCUCUGGCAGCCCAAUGGGGCCACGAGGCAGUGGUCAAGCUUUUGCUUGCAACAGAGAAGGUUGAUGUAAACUUUCCGGAUCGAUUAGGCCGGACACCAUUUUCCCUGGCAGCCCAAUGGGGCCACGAGGCAGUGGUCAAGCUUCUGCUU